AUGCUGGGUCGGAGGCGCGCCAAAGGCCCAAAACCGUGGGAAAACGGUGCAGUACCGACGGACGACACCCAACCUAAGACCUUUGAGGAUCGUCCCCUCCGGUGUUUGGGAAGAACCCGUCCCGCCGUGUCUGCUUCCAUCUCAUGCAACGCAAAGACAGAGGCAACUAUUGCAAGAGAGGAGGGGAAAGGCCUGUCCAUCCUGGUUGCCGCCCCUAACGGAAAGCAACAAAUCCCUGGUCCAGUGCUAAGCGAGCCCACUGGACCGCACUGGCCACUUCUCUUUCAAUGGAAGUUUCCACUCCUAUCCAGGACAACCUUCAACCACCUUGACGUGAAGUCGCAGUUGCAGUGUCGCGUCCUCAUUUUCGGGUAUGUGGGGACUCGAACCAUUGCGCGGGCCAACGUCCCUCCUGUCUCGCAGCGCACGGGAUACCGGGAUAUCUACGAACACAGCGUCGUGAGCUUGUACGGAUCACUUCAUCAUGGACACUUACGCUUCAUUCAUGACUUGGUGCUCCCACGUAGCUCGCCUAUGAUAGGUGGGCACAGCAGGAGUAGCACAGCAGGUGAUGCGAAGAAUCUGGCCGGACUGUCAAUGGCUUCACCAAAGUGCGAAGCCAUUCAAGGGAGAGCGACAGGGAUCCACUUUAAUCAGGUACCCAUGCUCCCAGAGACCCACUCUACUUGUCGCUCCACCUCAGUCCAGACAGGUACGUACCGUGGAAGACCCAAAACAGACGGAACGGAGACGAUGCAGCAAAUCAGCGAAAGGAAGACCGUGUGGAUCAAGGUACCUUCACGACUCAUCAUCUCGACACACUGCUCUCUCCUCUUACACAAGUCAACCUGCCUGGACUUGCACACAACCAUCACCAAUCCGUACAAGACAAAAGUACGGAUAUUCGCGUCAAACAUCAUCUGCCUCUCGGUCGGCCUGGAGUCGAGACAAUCCGCCCCAAUCUUCAAGUACUCUCCCUCCAUUGGCUACAAAUACCGAUACACGCACACGAACACGGCGCAACAAGUAUGCUUCGCUCACUUGCGACUCGCCCGUGUCGUACCUACAGUCUCAACCUUCCGCCGGGAAUCCCAGCAUCGUCUGAUGAAUCUGCCUUCGAGAAUCGCUAGAACAACCACUUGUCUUGCACCCUCUGCAGCCGGUACCCGUCCAUACAACUUUGCCGAAUUGUGGGCUGCGAGCGCGUGUGCUAGCCCUCUGCAAGACUGCAAGACGCAGGUCGUAAAACUACGCCUGGCAUCCCGCCUGAUAUUGAGACUGAUCAGUCAGACCAAUACCUCAAUGAAGGGUGCAAUGCGAGAAACACGCCAUUGUUUAGAUGAGACGGGCCCGAUUGCUGCACAGUGCUCCGCCAGCAAACAUUUACAUACACGGCUCGGUCAAACAGACUUUCUUUGGACGACAAGAAGAGACCGGACAUCAGAUACAUCGAGCGAUCCUACUACACCGGCCCCUCACAGACUGAUACCCACGAGGCCUAAGACCACGAAAGCCUACCGCCCCGAAGCGCUCCCGGGAUGGCCUUGUUCGUCCCAAGUUACUGCUCACAACACGUUUGGGGUCAAGGCACCAGCCAAUGGACAGCUUCAGACAUUUGCGUGGACACAAUUGACGAAACUGUCAGAGCACGUCAACCCACAUACCAGUUGCUACGCGCCAUACGACUUGACUCGAUAUCUUAAUUCUAUUCAGCCCAGCAUGUACACUCACUUACAAGCAAAGAAAAUGCCAUCACGCAGGCAAGCUAGCCUGACCCCUAAGGAGCAAAAAUGGUCGAGAAGCAAGGGUUCUGGAACGCCCGAGAGUUCCAGUCACGACUCAUUACUAGGACAUGGUGCAAAGUCUCAACCGUUUGGAGGCGCUUCUGUUCAUGGCCUUACCUACAAUCACCUUCGAAACGCAGAUCACCGUCUCCAUUCUUGCAUAGUCUUGUCCACUUUCUCGUUGGCGGGCCUAUCCCCAGACAAGAUCACCAAAUCCGCUCGGGGUGGGGGAUCGUUCCCACUGGUCAAUGCUCAACCCGCCCGAUUUUGCUGCUCUACUCAGAAUCAGGGGUCUUCCGGAAAUAACUUUCGCAGGUGCAUCUUCACCCCAGUGACCCCACCGGCGACUAACUCUCCGUUCUACCUGGUUGCACACAGUGCUCGAUCUGAAGUGUACGGAAAGACAGGCGAGCAAACCCAAUACCUAGUCGCGUCCCGCGGAAGCUCUACGAGCACAACAAACAGGCCGUUUCUGCGGUUGGUUGUGACGACACACGGAUACUUCUGUCAUGGGCCUUACGCAGUAUUCGUCUACUUGUUGAGAACCGUCUGGCAACCCACUUCCAACCGAGAGACCGUUCUCUAUCCGUUUUGUGGCAUGACUCGAACACAGCCUGGAGCUUCUGCCUUAAUGCCGAAGAACAACCAUUGCGUCAUAGGUGCUCUUGUCCAAGACCCGAUACUGGUUGAAGCCUAUCAUGUUACAGUCGAGCAAUGA
Molecule: messenger RNA, 2502 nt
Organism: Colletotrichum lupini
Lineage: Eukaryota; Fungi; Ascomycota; Sordariomycetes; Glomerellales; Glomerellaceae
Exons: 18
Coding region: 1-2502 (833 amino acids)
Source: RefSeq, a predicted model, not a curated record